AUUGAAGUAUCAGGGACAGAAAGUAGUUUGGAUGAUGUGUUUUGCCAGCGUAUCUCUGCAAUUUCUGUUUUAACAAUGGACAAGUGUAAGCACAUAGGACGUCUGCGACUGGCCCAAGAUCACUCCAUUCUCAAUCCUCAGAAAUGGCAUUGCGUGGACUGCAAUACUACCGAAUCUGUGUGGGCAUGCCUCAGCUGCUCGCAUGUGGCGUGUGGGAGAUACAUUGAAGAACAUGCACUAAAGCACUUUCAGGAGAGGAGUCACCCGGUGGCAUUAGAAGUCAACGAGCUGUACGUUUUCUGUUAUCUCUGCGAUGAUUAUGUUCUUAAUGAUAACGCAACUGGUGAUUUAAAACUUUUGAGAAGUACAUUAAGUGCAAUCAAGAGUCAAAACUAUGAAUGCACUACUCGAAGCGGAAGGACUUUGCGUUCUAUGGGUGCAAGUGAUGAUUCUUACCUUUCACAUGGUGGUGCCCAAGCCUUGCUUCGGAAUGAAGAUCGCAUGUUCACGGCUCUCUGGCACCGACGGCGUGCGCUCCUGGGCAAAAUAUUCAGAUCAUGGCUUGAGUUGACGCCUACUGGGAAAAAGAUUUUGGAAGAAGAAAGGCGUCAGGAAGAAGCAGAGGAAAGAAGGGACAAAGCUAGGAAAAGAAGACAGGAACGAAAGCGUGAGUUGAAAGCAGAGAUGGAAAAGAUGCCUCCAAGAAAGAGUAGUCGUUUACAAAAUCAGAUUAGAAUGUCCUCAGAAACAGCACCCUGCCUACAAAAAACAUCACAGAACAUGGAGUCUGUGGCAGAAUUGAAAAAAACUUAUACCUCAGAUGAAGUAAGAUUGAAAAAAAUAAGUGACUCUCCAAUUAAACGAAGGCCCACGGUGACUCCUGGGGUAACAGGACUGAGAAACCUGGGAAAUACGUGCUAUAUGAAUUCUAUCCUGCAGUUAUGUGGUCUGGCAAAUGGGCGCUGGUGUCUCCUUUUGCCAUGCUUCAUUCUGUGUGGAGACUAAUUCCAGCCUUCAGAGGAUACGCCCAACAAGAUGCUCAGGAAUUUCUCUGUGAACUUUUGGAUAAAGUGCAGCAGGAACUGGAGACUACAGGGACCAGAUACCCAGCUCUCAUCCCUGCUUCUCAAAGAAAACUUAUAAAACAAGUUUUGAAUGUGGUUAACAACAUUUUUCAUGGACAGCUAUUAAGUCAG
Molecule: messenger RNA, 1196 nt
Organism: Leptosomus discolor (cuckoo roller)
Lineage: Eukaryota; Metazoa; Chordata; Aves; Leptosomiformes; Leptosomidae
Source: RefSeq, a predicted model, not a curated record